Etheostoma spectabile (orangethroat darter) is the source of this 1429-nucleotide messenger RNA. Its product is annotated as galactose-specific lectin nattectin. Lineage: Eukaryota; Metazoa; Chordata; Actinopteri; Perciformes; Percidae. The transcript is spliced from 6 exons. The coding region runs from base 16 to 585 and encodes 189 amino acids. The record is from RefSeq and is a predicted model, not a curated record.
GUUUACAUAUUUCAGAUGCCCCGACGUUAUGAUAAACUAUAUAAAGAUUCUUCUUUCAGUGUCAGUCAUCAGCUGGUUCUUCUCCUCGGUUUCAGCCGUCACCACUCAGCUAAGAUGACAUCAGUCUUUCUGAUCUCUGUGUGUCUCUGUCUGUCCAGCGGACUGCUGGCUGCAUAUGGUGCCCCCCCCUGUCCUCCUGAUUGGACUCAGUUUGGCUCUCGCUGUUUCAGUUACAACAUCCAGCCAAAGACCUGGAUCGACGCAGAGACCUUCUGCCAGACCGCUGGAGGGAAUCUGGCUUCCAUCCACUCAGCUGAGGAACAUAAAUUUAUCAGGGACUACAUUAACCAAGUGUCCAUUACAAACAGCCAUUCCUGGAUCGGAGGCUUUGACGCAGUGAGGGAGGGUACGUGGUUGUGGUCUGAUGGAUCCAAAUUCGACUUCACCUACUUCAACGCGGGGGACCCUAACGGGGGUGCAUGGGAGAACUGUCUGCUGAUUUACUAUGGAGUAAGCGGAUGGUACGACGGGGCUUGUGGCGCCUCAGUGUCUUUCAUGUGCUCCAAGGACAGCGUGGAACCCUAGACUGUUAAUAUUAAUAGUAAUAUAAUAUUACUAUUAAUAUUAAUAAUAAUAUAAUAUUAAUAUUAAUGACAGAGCAGGGUCUUGUUAUGGUCUCAAUCGCUAGUUUUAAGUCUUCUGCAACACAGAAUGAUCAUCUUAUGAAUUAUGGUCUUGUUGACUCCUCCCUCUCUCCUCCUUCACUCCUCCUUUUCUCCUCCCUCUCUCCUCCCUCUCUCCUCCCUCUCGUCUAAAAUCAUGACAUCAUCAACCAGGAUGGCUGAGCCCGUAACGGCAAUCUCGCCGACUCAUAGCAAAUCCCCACAAACCAAUGGGUGACAUCACACCUGCUCUGUCCAUUAAUAUUAUCCAGUCUCUGUGUGACCCUAACGCUCCAUCAUGAAGCCUCUACAUCUCUAAUCUCUAUCAUUGAUUCAUCUCUAAUCUCUAUCAUUGAUUCAUCUCUAAUCUCUAUCAUUGAUUAAUCUCUAAUCUCUAUCAUUGAUUCAUCUCUAAUCUCUAGCAUUGAUUCAUCUCUAAUCUCUAGCAUUGAUUCAUCUAACCCUCCAUCCAAAGGUAAACCUACCAGAUAUGGGUGGUGAUGAUCUUUUUAUACAAAAUGUCCAGAUAGAAAUUAAAAGUGUAUAUUUUAUCAGAGCUUUCUGUGAUCCAGGAGGAGAAUGCAUCUGUAAUAACACUUCAUAAUAACUAUUAAUAAUUCAUAUAGUACACUGGUUUAAUGAACUGGUUUCUUUUAAUUCUUAAAACUGAUGUGUUGGGUUCUUUAUUAAUCUGAUUUCCUUUACUAUGUAAUCAACUAAGCAUUCAAAAAUAAAAGACAUGUAGUCUUAAACAGUGUCUGGUCCUG